Molecule: messenger RNA, 1383 nt
Organism: Lipotes vexillifer (Yangtze River dolphin)
Lineage: Eukaryota; Metazoa; Chordata; Mammalia; Artiodactyla; Lipotidae
Product: R3H domain-containing protein 1-like
Exons: 10
Source: RefSeq, a predicted model, not a curated record
AUGCCAGCCUGUUAUUGUGCUCCAGGCCACUACCACUCCAGUCAACCUCAGUAUCGCCCAGUCCCUUCUGUCCAUUACAGUUCACAUCUAAACCAACCACUGCCACAGCCUGCACAGCAGGCAGGUUAUCAAGUUAUGCCCAACCAGCAGCAAAACUACCAGGGGUUAGUUGGAGUUCAGCAACCCCAGAGUCAGAGCCUAGUUGGUGGCCAGCCCAACAGUAUUGGAAAUCAGAUUCAAGGAGUGGUCAUCCCCUAUCCUUCAGUGCCAUCAUAUCAGGUUUCACUGCCUCAAGGUUCUCAAGGAAUUGCCCAUCAGACUUAUCAACAGCCCGUUAUGUUCCCUAAUCAGUCUAAUCAAGGAUCUAUGCCUACAGCAGGAAUGCCAGUUUACUAUAGCAUCAUUCCACCUGGCCAACAAAAUAAUUUAAGCUCCUCAGUAGGUUACUUGCAACCUCCAGGAUCAGAACAAGUACAGUUGCCUCGAGCUACAUCACCAUGCAAUUCCCAGCAGCUUCAAGGCCACCAGUGUGCAGCUGUGCCACCUCCACCAGCUGGUGGCGGAAUGGUGAUGAUGCAGCUCAGUGUACCAAACAAUCCACAGUCUCGUGCCCAUUCACCCCCACUGUGGAAGCAAAACAAAUAUUACUGUGAUCACCAGAGAGGACAGAAGUGUGUGGAAUUUAGCAGUAUAGACAAUAUUGUUCAGCACAGUCCUCAACUCAGUAGUCCCAUUAUUUCACCAGCUCAGUCGCCAGCACCAGCUCAGCUGUCUACCCUGAAAACUGUCCGUCCCUCUGGACCGCCACUUUCCAUCAUACCCCAGUUUUCUAGACCCUUUGUCCCUGGGCAAGGAGAUGCCAGAUACCCGUUACUUGGACAGCCCCUGCAGUACAACCCUCCUGCUGUUCUGCACGGACACAUACCAGCCCAACAGGGCCAGUCUGGCAGCAGGCAUGGAAACCGAGGAAGGAAACAAGCUAAAAAAGCUGCAUCCACCGACCUUGGUGCAGGAGAAGCAGUUGUUGGGAAGGUCUUGGAAAUUACUGAACUGCCAGAUGGAAUAACUCGCGUGGAAGCCGAGAAGCUUUUUGGGGAACUCUUUAAAAUUGGCGCCAAGAUCCGGUGGCUCCGGGACCCCCAGUCCCAGCCCCAGCUGCGUCGUCACCCCCUCUGCUGUGGCAGCGGGGACAGCACUGUCAACCCCGAACGCUCUAAACCCAGUGACUUGGCCUCCACGUACACUGUCUUAGCCACAUUCCCCUCCAUCUCCGCCGCGCAGAAUGCUCUGAAGAAACAGAUUAACUCGGUUAACAAGUUUAAGCUGAGAACGAGCAAGAAGCACUAUGACUUUCACAUUUUGGAAAGGGCAAGUUCUCAGUAA